CUUUGGAGAGUGGAGAAUCAGAAGAGACUUCAGGCAACAGGGGGCUUGGCCAUGGCCUCUGACCUGGACUUCUCACCUCCUGAGGUGCCUGAGCCGACUUUUCUGGAGAACCUGCUACGGUACGGCCUCUUCCUGGGGGCCAUCUUCCAGCUUAUCUGUGUGCUGGCCAUCAUUGUACCCAUCCCCAAGUCCCAUGAGGCGGAGGCAGAACCAUCUGAGCCCAGAAGUGCUGAGAUAACAAGAAAGCCCAAGGCUGCUGUUCCUUCUGCAAACAAAAGGCCCAAGAAGGAGACCAAGAAGAAGCGGUAGAAUAGGAGCCCAAGGAACUGGCCGGGCCAGCAGGGGCAUGGGCCAGCUCUCCGGGAAUCAGCCUCCUGCUCCCUCUUGUCUGUUCCAGGCUCAGGGCUGCAGGUGGCUGCAAUGCCCUCUGACCACAGAGAUCUGGACAGUCAUCACAGUCCCCUCCUGCUGGGGGGGACCCAGACCACCACUUCUGCUCUCAUGAUGGUUGAGUAGAGUCAAGGGGACCAAAACAUGCUGUGAGCAAGACUGUGUUAGGUUUGUUCAGAAGGCAGGUCAGCUCACAGAGUCACGUUUUCUUACUUAAUCAUGGUGUCUAGUCCUCAGUCAGCCCCCCUUGUGGGUUUACACUACAUUUUGAAGUCAUUAUCUAAUCUGACGCAUAUCCCUCUCCCAUUUUUUCUGUGCCACAGAUCUCCUGUUUAUCAGUCACCUUUGUUUCUCUGCUUGUGUGGAUGGAGCCAAGCCUUGCCUGAUUGUUUAGGUCAAGAGGCUGUGGUCACACAAUGCUAGUGGUCCCACCAGCUGUGACAGCCAAGUCUGGGAAAGGCCAGUGUGGGAGCCAGAAGAAGGCCUGAGCCAGGGUAAUGCCUAUUUCUCUUCCAGCAGGUAGAAGGGGUUUGGCUGAAUGAGUGUGGCUCUCUUGGGGCACAAACUUCCUGAGCCUCAGAAAUGAAAGGUUGUGAAUUUCAGACCCCCCCCUUCCAUCACAGCAGGUUCAAGGUGUCCCUUUUGACUUCCACCUCUGUAUCCUCUUCCUUUGAUUUUUCAUUCCCUGUCCAGUGAGAAGUUAUUGGGGGGGGGGGGAGAGUAAGGAUCAAUAAACUGUCUGC
Molecule: messenger RNA, 1133 nt
Organism: Otolemur garnettii (small-eared galago)
Lineage: Eukaryota; Metazoa; Chordata; Mammalia; Primates; Galagidae
Gene: MANBAL
Product: mannosidase beta like
Exons: 2
Coding region: 52-309 (85 amino acids)
Cellular component (GO): membrane
Source: RefSeq, a predicted model, not a curated record